This is a messenger RNA of Syngnathoides biaculeatus (alligator pipefish), 1631 nucleotides long. RefSeq names its product WD repeat domain 82 (gene wdr82). NCBI's taxonomy places the organism in Eukaryota, Metazoa, Chordata, Actinopteri, Syngnathiformes, Syngnathidae. Bases 590 to 1531 code for a protein of 313 amino acids. Gene Ontology annotation, molecular function: chromatin binding; protein binding. The transcript is spliced from 10 exons. Gene Ontology annotation, cellular component: Set1C/COMPASS complex. The record is from RefSeq and is a predicted model, not a curated record.
CUCCGCGAGAUUUGUAACACUCCGCGAGAUUUGAGUGCGAGAGUAGCGUAUGAUUGGUGAAUAAAUAUGAUAAAAGUGCGUGAAAGAAUCGUGUGCUUUGUAAAACAUUCACCCGAUUGUGACAAUAUCCUAAAAUAUUUUUGAAUUGAUAUUUAAUCAUUAAAAAUAAUCCCGAUUUUUAAAAAUAAUUUUCAGUCUGAUCUGAUUCUCGUCUCCUUUUUUCACUUUUGUUUACCAUGUGAUUACUGAUUCCUAGGCAAUUGCGUGAUCAUUUUAUGAAACUCGAUUGUUUCCGUGAUUAUUUAUAAUAUUUUAUUGUAUUUUUAAAUAAAGUUGUUGUUUUUUUAUUCCAGUAGAAUAUCGCGAUAACCCAUGCGUACGUGACUUCCGGCUGUCGCCCAACCUCAUGCGUUUCUCCGACAUUACGCGGGCAUCGCAUCAAGUAAUGGUUGUGCAGAAAGCAAUAAAAAUCACCCAGUAAUUACAUCCAAGAGCGACGAUUCUAACCGCCGCGACUCUAAUAGUUUGUUUCGGAAGCGAGGUGUAUUGCGCGGAAGUCCCCUCGGGACACACACACAGGCGGGCCGCCAUGAAGCUGACGGACAAUGUGCUGCGGAGCUUCAGGGUGGCGAAGGUUUUCCGGGAGAACUCGGACAAGAUUAACUGCUUCGACUUCAGCUCCAACGGAGAGUCCAUCAUAUCGAGCAGCGACGACGACUCGCUGGUGUUGUACGACUGCCAAGAGGGGAAACCGAAGAGGACCCUUUACAGUAAAAAGUAUGGAGUGGAUUUGAUCAGGUACACACAUGCAGCCAACACGGUCGUCUACAGUUCCAACAAAAUUGAUGAUACCAUCAGAUACUUGUCCCUUCAUGACAAUAAAUACAUCCGCUACUUCCCUGGGCACAGUAAAAGAGUUACCUCCCUCUCCAUGUCUCCUGUGGACGAUACCUUCAUUUCUGGAUCCCUGGAUAAAACCAUAAGGCUGUGGGAUCUGCGCUCACCUAACUGCCAGGGCCUCAUGCACCUCCAGGGCAAGCCGGUGUGCUCGUUUGAUCCCGAGGGUCUCAUUUUCUCCGCUGGCAUCAACUCAGAAAUGGUGAAGCUUUACGACCUUCGCUCAUUCGACAAGGGACCGUUCGCGACCUUCAAGCUGCAGUACGACAGGACGUGCGAGUGGACGGGCCUCAAGUUCAGCAACGACGGCAAACUCAUCCUCCUGUCCACCAACGGCGGCGCGCUCCGCAUCUUGGACGCAUUCAAAGGGGCCGUACUGCACUCCUUCGGGGGAUACAACAACAACAAAGGUGUCACACUGGAGGCCUCGUUCACACCCGACUCUCAGUUCGUCGUCAUCGGUUCCGAGGACGGCAAAAUUCACGUGUGGAACGCGGAGAGCGGCAUGAAGGUGGCCGUGCUGGACGGCAAGCACACGGGGCCCAUCACGUGCCUCCAGUUCAACCCCAAAUUCAUGACGUUCGCCAGCGCCUGCUCCAACAUGGCGUUCUGGCUGCCCACCAUCGAUGACUGAAAUGUAAGUCGACGGCCAGCAGGGGGCGGCACCGACUUGUCUUUGUCAAUAAAUUGUAAAUAUGUUGUGUCCAGGACUGACUGUGAACUGUAUGUUUUCG